Messenger RNA from Temnothorax curvispinosus, 1095 nucleotides. RefSeq names its product ubiquitin carboxyl-terminal hydrolase isozyme L5 (gene Uch-L5). Gene Ontology annotation, molecular function: cysteine-type deubiquitinase activity. Gene Ontology annotation, cellular component: cytoplasm. The transcript is spliced from 6 exons. Gene Ontology annotation, biological process: protein deubiquitination; ubiquitin-dependent protein catabolic process. NCBI's taxonomy places the organism in Eukaryota, Metazoa, Arthropoda, Insecta, Hymenoptera, Formicidae. Bases 29 to 964 code for a protein of 311 amino acids. The record is from RefSeq and is a predicted model, not a curated record.
GUGACACGUUUGUGACAGUGUAUAAAAUAUGGCAGACUCGGCAGGAAAUUGGUGUCUCAUCGAGAGCGAUCCUGGCGUUUUUACUGAAUUGAUUAAAGAAUUCGGUGUCAAAGGCGCACAAGUGGAAGAAUUAUGGAGUUUGGAUGAUGACCAGUUCAAUGACUUGAAACCUAUUCACGGCUUAAUAUUUUUAUUUAAAUGGGUACAAGACGAUGAAUUAUCAGGAAAUAUUGUGCAAGACAGUAGAUUGGAUAAAAUAUUCUUUGCGAAACAGGUGAUAAACAAUGCCUGCGCGACGCAAGCGAUAUUGAGCGUUUUAUUAAAUUGUAAGCAUGGAGACAUAUCUCUAGGACCAAACUUAGAAGAAUUUAAAAACUUCUGUCAAAGUUUUGAUGCAAAUAUGCGCGGACUUGCACUUAGUAAUUCCGAUGUUAUAAGGGAAGUGCAUAAUUCCUUCUCCAGACAGUCCUUAUUUGAAUACGACUCGAAGCAAGCUUCUAAAGAUGACGAUGUGUUUCAUUUUGUGAGUUAUAUUCCGAUCGAUGGUCGUCUAUACGAGUUAGACGGGUUGAAAGACGGGCCAAUUGAUUUAGGCCCGUGUCCGGUAGGGGAACAAUGGGUACAAGCUGCGAAACCUAUAAUUCAAAAGCGGAUAAACAAGUAUAACGAAGGCGAAAUUCAUUUCAAUCUGAUGGCUAUAGUGACAGAUAGAAAAACUUUAUACGAAAGGCAGAAGGCCAAUGUUUGCGAUCCUGAAGAAUUAGAACGUCUGCAGGCCUUAAUUGAGGAAGAGAUCAGAAAGUCGAAAAGAUAUCAAAUAGAGAACAUUAGACGGAAGCAUAAUUAUUUACCACUCAUCAUGGAACUUUUGAAGAUUCUCGCGAAGGAAGGCAAGCUUGUACCUUUGUAUCAAAAAGCAAAAGAGAAAGCACUUGAGAAAGAGUCAAAGAAAAAUAAGGUUUAAAUUUAAGCGAAAUCAGGAAAAAUAUUAUAAACCAAAAUAAUUGGUAUUUGUGUUGGUGUAGCAAAGAGGCAAAAAUAAGUCAUUGUAUCAAUCCUUUUUUCUUUUUAAUAAAACAGCUAUUGCUUAAUAAA